UUCCUCACGUGUGCCGGGUACAUGUUGUUUUAAAUAAAUUAAAAAGCAAAAUAUCGAUAUGAGUGCGAAAUAUGAGGUAAAAGUUUCUGAACAACUUGGAAGGUAUAUCGUAGCGGCAAAGGAUUUGAAAGCAGGCGAGAGUAUUCUAAGCGAUAAGCCGUUCGUAUUAGGACCAAGUAGUGAUACAUCGCUCAUUUGCUACAACUGUUACUUGCCGCUUAUGAGCAAAUUCGUCGUCUGUAAGCUGUGCGCUGUGGCUCCAAUUUGCCCUGGAGAUGGCUGUCCGCAAAACCUAGUUAAAUGGCACAGCGAAUUUGAAUGCGACUUCUUCAAGACUCUCAAAUUAAAGCGGGUCGUGAACCCUAUGACUAUGGUACAAAAUGUAGGCUCCCUGCUAGUGCUCAGAGCGGUCUUAAAGAAGGACAUUGAUAAAAUAGCUUGGCAAGAGUUUCUGCACCUCGAAACACAUUUGAAUGAAAGAAAAGGAACAAGCGUCUGGGAGUACUGUGAAAAUACUGACAAGUUUAUUCAAUCCCUGGGACUAUUAGAUAAUACUGAAGAUAAAUAUUUAGUUCAAAAGGUGUGUGCUGCGAUUGAUGUGAACAGUUUCGAAGUUAGAGGACCUCCGCUACCGGCGAUUGGUUGUUCAGAAAUACUUCGCGGGGUUUAUUUGAAGGCGGCGCUAAUGGCGCACGACUGUGUUGCCAACACGCAUGUUGCAAUAAAUGAUGGCAAUGUGUUAGUCUGCCAUGCAAGCACUGAUAUUAAGAAAGGAGAGACGAUAUACUAUAAUUAUACUGAUCCCUUAAAAGGUACACUCAUACGACAACAACAUUUAUUGAUUGGAAAAUACUUUAAAUGUACUUGUAAAAGAUGUCAAGAUGUCACUGAAAUGGACACAUACAUGAGUUCGGCACUUUGUUCCGCAUGUAAAACGGGAUAUAUGAGCGAGAUUAGUAACGAAAAAUGGGCAUGUCAUAGCUGCGGUUCCGAAUAUGAAUCGUCCGAAAUAAACCAUAAGGUUCAAUGUUGUUCGGAUAAACUGGCGGUUAUAAAUAAAAAAGAUGAAAAGGAAUUAGAAGAAUAUAUCAAAAAUAUUUCGCUCGUGCUGGCACCAAAUCAUUAUCUGCUAUUGGACGCUAAACAACGGCUAGCAGGUAUAUUAAGAGACGCCAUCAACAACCAGCCUAGACCAACCAAGAAAAUGAUGAGACGGAAAAUAGAAUUGUGCACAGAACUCUUGCCUGUUCUUGAAAAGAUAAGCCCAAAGAUAUGUAGGAUUAAAGCUAUUACCCUUUACGAAUUACACGCAACUAAGGCACAUCUUGCUAAGAAGCUGUUCGAUGGUCGAGAAAUAAAUGGAUCCCAAUAUUUGGAAGAGUUACAAGAUGCUGAGAAAUAUUUAAAGAAAUCCCUGGAAAUGCUUUUGAUCGAACCUGGAAAUUCACCUGAAGGAGAAUUAUGUUCAAAGGCGCUUGAGGAUUACAGAGCACUUAAGAAUUCUAUAUCGGGACUUAUGUUGGGAUUACACUCUGAGAGCAAAUCCCUUGUUAACGGAAGAAAUAAGGGUUCAGAUGCGACUAAUGGAAAUAUUUAA
This is a messenger RNA of Papilio machaon (common yellow swallowtail), 1597 nucleotides long. Its product is annotated as SET domain-containing protein SmydA-8. The record is from RefSeq and is a predicted model, not a curated record. NCBI's taxonomy places the organism in Eukaryota, Metazoa, Arthropoda, Insecta, Lepidoptera, Papilionidae. Bases 59 to 1597 code for a protein of 512 amino acids. Gene Ontology annotation, molecular function: protein binding. The transcript is spliced from 8 exons.